UCAGUGAACGUGCUGUCGAUACCUCGUGGAGUCGUGUGCAAAAGCCUGUAGAGCGCGCAUAUAAUCGUCAGCAAGUGCGAGUGCAGGGCAUCCAUCGUUGGCGAGGCCGUGUUGUCGAGGUUGUUUCCUGCUUCAGUCACCGCGCGACAGUCCAGAAUGUCUUCUUCCGAAGCACAUGCUCACCAUCACGGUGGGUGCGCUAAAGAGUGCAAGAAGUCAAAGGAGAGCUGCUGUGAAGGUGCUUGCACUGAUGAAUGCAAAAAGACCCCAUGCAACUGUGGUGAUAACUGCAAAUGUUCUGAUGGAUGCAGAUGUCAGUCUUGUUCAGCGCCCUGCAAGUGUGAUGGUACUUGUCAGUGUGGAAAGGGCUGCACUGGAGCCGACAGCUGCAAGUGUGAUCGCAAGUGUUCUUGCAAGUGAAGCAUUUAGGUGCUGUCUGCCAUUCUCAAGAUUCAAGAAUAAACUUUCACCCUCUCAGGGGUGUUGAGAUAUUCAGAAUAUAUAAACAAAUACACACACAUUCCUAUCUCUCUCUAUAUAUAUAGUCUCUCACAUGCACACACAUUCACUGAUCAGUUUGUAACAGCUAAUUAAAAGUUAAUUUUUUGACUCACUUCUUUCCCUCUUCCAGACCUUUAAAGCAUAUCACUUGUCACAGGAUAUGUAAUCAAAUAAAUCGAAAUACAUGUAUUUAGGAUCAAAGAAUGGAUAAACUUCUGAGGGGAUGUCUUUUUGCCUCAUUCUUACCUAAAUCACAGAUGCAUAAACGUGCUCACUCAUAUCUGCUUACAUAAUGUAUAAAAUGUCUCACACAUACAUAUUUUGUUAAUUUUUCUUGAUCAUACUAGUAAGUAGUAACUUAACAAAUUGAGUCAAUCUAGUGAGGGUCAUUUUAUUUCUUGAUUGUGAGUAUAGUAAGGUGAUAAUUUAUUUGAAUGUUGGCCAGAAAAUUUUGAAUCGAUUAUGAACUUCAUCCCUUAUAUAUUUAGUGUGACAGAAUCUACAGAGCCUUUUAUUUCUAGGAAUCUCAUUUUUGUCUACAGUUAUUCACCAGAAAGUAGCUCAGUGGCCUAAAUUUUAUUAAAGGGAGAUAAUCAUGGGAUCGUCUGUGUAUGCUUGGGCAGGGUUAGUGGAGGAGAAGGGUAAAUUAGCAAGAAAAGUAGUUUGUGGCUCAUAUUGUUCCUUAUAAAAAUGACACGAGACUGGUGGAAUAUGACAAUGCAAAGACAAUAGUUUAAAUUUGCAUUAUAUAGUUUUAUUUGCGAAUAUUAAACUUCCAGAUUGCUCUGCAACUGGAAAAAAAUACC
Messenger RNA from Pomacea canaliculata, 1307 nucleotides. RefSeq names its product metallothionein-like. Lineage: Eukaryota; Metazoa; Mollusca; Gastropoda; Architaenioglossa; Ampullariidae. Gene Ontology annotation, molecular function: metal ion binding. The transcript is spliced from 4 exons. The coding region runs from base 157 to 420 and encodes 87 amino acids. The record is from RefSeq and is a predicted model, not a curated record.